AUGACGAGACUGGAGGGGAGUGGCAUGCAAAUUACCCUCGAAAAUUAUAAAAGCUACGAAUCAAGUGGCUUUGUUUAUGACGAUUACGUGCUGACCGAAAAUUCGAUCGUCGAGGAGCCAGAAGAAAUUUUCAUCGCAUCUACCGUACCCUACAUUACGUCUACAGAACCCCAAUUACCCAAAAUCCCGACUAAUCAAGUAGAAGCUUAUACUCCUCCAAAUCCAGAGCGAGAGCCCGAAUUCGAAACGGAAGAAUAUGAGGAAGAGGACGAGGAUUCCUGCUCUCCGACCCCACUAUCACUCUUCAUUCCAGCCGACGCCGUCAACACAAAUAUUUUCGGUAGCCAACCGUAUAGUCAAGCCAACUGCAGCAGCUGUGAAGCGGGAGUUCAACCAAAUUUUCAGUCGAUAAAUGGAGAUUUUUCCACGAUACAACCAUUCCAAACAACGGAUCCGCCGAUCGGCUCAUUUUACUGUCCGGGCGGAAAUAUUUGCAUUGAGGAGGAGAAUGGAGCCCUCUGGACGACGCUACCGGAUUCCCCAGCAAUAACACUGAUACCUGUUCCGAAAUGUGAAAACGGACGCUGCGGUGUCUACAUGUUGUUUGUAGCUGGGCGUAGCCAUUCAGGAAAUCCGACUAUGCCAGAUCUCGUCUCAUUGGCUGACCAGCGGGCAUUUCGCGCGGAGCAUAUGCAAUUUGACGGGGGAUUUCGCAACCUCUCCACAUUCCCCUACAUCCGCAUCGUCGGUUUCUCAUGCCGCCCUUGCGCUCAAGAAAUUCCGUACUGUAUCGGGGCACAA
Mesorhabditis spiculigera is the source of this 801-nucleotide messenger RNA. NCBI's taxonomy places the organism in Eukaryota, Metazoa, Nematoda, Chromadorea, Rhabditida, Rhabditidae. The record is from the annotation of a GenBank genome assembly.